Messenger RNA from Cavia porcellus (domestic guinea pig), 5267 nucleotides. It is a transcript of the gene Sec14l5, whose product is annotated as SEC14 like lipid binding 5. Gene Ontology annotation, cellular component: cytoplasm. The record is from RefSeq and is a predicted model, not a curated record. The coding region runs from base 332 to 2416 and encodes 694 amino acids. Lineage: Eukaryota; Metazoa; Chordata; Mammalia; Rodentia; Caviidae. The transcript has 16 exons.
GGCCAGGCCGAGGUCUCCGCUGUCCCGGGUACUGGAACGCUCCAAGCUCUGCGAGUCUCACUCCCGCCCUCGAGUCUCUUCCUUGCUGGCCGGCCACACAGUGUGCAGGGCCCAAAGCCUCGCGCCAGGCUGCCGCGGUCAUACUCUGCCCCUGGAGUUUCGCUCCUGACCAGGCAACUGCUGGGGUUGCUGCCGGUUCAGCGCCCCGACCAGGUGGACCCCCCCAGCAGCUUCUAGGGCAAAGGGUUCCUGCUUCGUGAGAGUGGAGCUGCAACCUCACCAGUCAUCCCUCACCCCAGGCUCUGUACUCAGCCCUGCCUGUGUGAGGAACAUGGUGCAGAAAUACCAGUCUCCUGUUCGAGUCUACAAGCACCCCUUUGAGCUGGUCAUGGCAGCCUAUGAAAAGCGCUUCCCCACAUGCCCGCAGAUCCCAGUGUUCCUGGGCAGUGAGGUGCUACAUGAGUCCCGCAGCCCAGACGGGGCCUUGCACGUGGUAGAGCGGAGCUGCAGGCUGCGUGUGGAUGCCCCAAGGCUGCUGCGGAAGGUUGCGGGUGUGGACCACGUGGUCUUCGUGCAGAAAAACAUCCUAAACUGGAGAGAGAGGACACUGCACAUCGAGUCGCACAAUGAGACUUUUGCCAGCCGUGUGGUAGUCAGUGAGAACUGCAGCUACACGGUCCACCCUGAGAAUGAAGACUGGACUUGCUUUGAGCAGUCCGCCUCACUGGACAUCCGAUCCUUCUUUGGCUUUGAAAGUGCCUUGGAGAAGAUUGCCAUGAAGCAGUACACGGCCAAUGUCAAGAGGGGGAAGGAGGUGAUUGAGUAUUACCUGCAUGAGCUUAUCUCCCAGGGCACCUCUCACCUUCCCCGCUGGACACCGGCUCCAGUAUGGGAGGAGGAUGCGCACAGACAGCCACAGGACCACAGUUCGCUGGAGAGCAAGGCGAUCAGUGGUGCCCCAAGUCCCGGUCCAGAGGGUGUCAGUACCGAAGGGGACAAGCUGGAUGCAGACUACAUCGAGAGGUGCCUGGGCCAUCUCACUCCCAUGCAGGAGAGCUGCCUGAUCCAGCUUCGGCACUGGUUGCAGGAGACCCACAAAGGCAAGAUUCCCAAAGACCAGCAUAUUCUCCGGUUUCUGCGAGCACGGGACUUCCACCUGGACAAGGCCCGGGAGAUGCUGUGCCAGUCUCUGAGCUGGCGGAAGCAGCACCAAGUGGACCUCCUCCUUCAGACCUGGAGGCCCCCAGCGCUCCUGGAGGAGUUCUAUGCGGGGGGCUGGCAUUACCAGGACAUAGACGGUCGCCCGCUCUACAUCCUGCGCCUUGGCCAGAUGGACACCAAAGGUCUGAUGAAAGCCGUGGGGGAGGAGGCGCUGCUGCAGCACGUUCUGUCUGUCAACGAGGAAGGUCAGAAGAGAUGCGAAGGGAACACAAGACAGUUUGGCCGUCCCAUCAGCUCCUGGACCUGCUUGCUGGACCUGGAGGGCCUCAGCAUGCGGCACCUAUGGCGACCGGGCGUGAAGGCCCUGCUGCGCAUGAUCGAGGUGGUGGAGGACAACUACCCGGAGACUCUGGGCCGGCUGCUCAUUGUGCGAGCCCCUCGAGUUUUCCCUGUUCUCUGGACGCUGAUCAGCCCCUUCAUCAGUGAGAACACUAGGAAGAAGUUCCUCAUCUACAGUGGCAGUGAUUACCAGGGUCCCGGAGGCCUGGUGGACUACCUGGACCGAGAUGUGAUCCCUGACUUCCUGGGAGGGGACAGUGUGUGUAAUGUCCCUGAAGGAGGUCUGGUCCCCAAGUCCCUUUACCAGACAGAGGAGGAACAGGAGGAGGCUGACCAGCUGCGGCAGUGGAGUGAGACCUAUCACUCAGCCAGCGUGUUCCGUGGGGCUCCCCAUGAGGUUGCAGUGGAGAUUUUGGAGGGGGAGUCAGUUAUUACCUGGGACUUCGACAUCCUUCAGGGAGAUAUGGUGUUCAGCCUGUACCAUGCCAAGCAGAUGCCCAAGUCGAGCCCCCAGGACCCUGGGCCCAGGACCAGUGGGCAGCUGAUUGACAAAGGCUGGGUCCUGGGCACUGAUUACAGCCGUGUGGAGGCACCUCUUGUUUGCCGGGAAGGGGAGAGCAUCCAGGGAUCCCAUGUGACACGGUGGCCUGGAGUCUACUUGCUGCAGUGGCAGGUGCACAGCCCCCUGAGCAGCGUGGCCUGCAGCCUCCUGGGUGUGGAUGAUGUCCUGACAGCCCUGCACAGCCCUGGGCCUAAGUGCAAACUCCUCUACUAUUGUGAGGUGCUGGCCUCUGAAGACUUCAGGGGAUCCAUGUCCAGCCUGGAAUCCUGCACCAGUGGCUUCUCCCAACUCAGUGCUGCCACUUCAUCCUCCUCUUCUAGCCAGUCCCACCGAAGCUCCCUGGUCUCCAGAUAGCUGACCCCAAGCCCUCAGGGCCACAUCUGAAAGUGUCCAGUGUGGGAGGCCAGCAUGCCCAGAGGCCCAGGAGAAUGUGUGGGCUGGAAAGGCCAGUCUAACUGCUGUCAAAGUUGGGGUGUCUGGACCAGAUGGCAAAGGUCUUGCCCUCAGCCUGUGUGAGGCAAAAACUCCAAGUCAGGGUACUGGAUGCUGCCAGGCCAGAACCAUCUCCUUUGGACUUGGUGUUAAGGAAAGGCCCGAGCAUGUGAAUCCCACCUUUAGGUUUCCCUGGACCAGGACUCAGCUGUUCUCACCACUCACUGUGUUCUCUCUGGGUUGGCUUCCUUCUCCUGUGGGCUUUCCCUAUGUAAGGUACCCGUCACUGUAGAAUGCCCUCUCCUCUUCCCUGGUUCAGUGUGGAAGGGAACCUCUCCAAAAAGUUCUAGUCCACCUCUGAGAAUUGCCUCUCAACAGUCUGCUAGGGCCAUAGCUAUUCCAGAACCAAUUAUGGUUGUCAGGGAAUGGAGAAUGUUGGUUGGGCAGCAGAUUCAUGUGUUCAAUUUUUGACAAUCACUGUGAGUCUUAGAGGUGGGCUGCAGUGCAUUGAUUGGUCAACAUGGACCAUGUGCACGUGCCCGGAGCCAAUGAUACAGCCUAAACAGUGUAAGGUGUCCCUCAAGGAGUACUGGGUCUCCAUCUCAAGAGAAACAGGCCAUGCAUGGUGGCCCAGCCCUGUAAUCCUAGCACUAGGAAGGCUGAGGCAGGAGAACUGCUGUGAGUUUGAGGCCAGCCUGAACUGCAUAGCAAGAUCUUGUAUCAAAAAAAAAAAAAAAAAAAAAAAAGGAAAAGAUCAUCUGGCAGGCAGAAAGGGCUGGCGGUCUCCUCAGCAUCCGAUUGCCUAAGGAAGACCUGUGUCCUUGCACAUGCACAGGGGCUGUGAUGGAAGUUAAUAUUGUAGUUUCUGGGAGUGGGGAAAGUGGCUUGCCUUGGACUGGAAAUCCAUUUUCCAGAACUUGGCUCGAAUGGCCUAACCUUGACCACCUUGAUUUGGAGAGGAUGGAGAAGCUGAGGGCUCCUGCCAAGUUCCAGGCAGUGAUGAGAUGACUCAGGCUGUCUCUACACUCCUCUGGAGAUCUCUUUCUCUACUAGGGACCUAUUUAAUUAUGACCUGCUGUGGCUGUAAGCCACAGAAAUUCACCUUUCAGUGGCUUAAACACAAAAGGGUGGCCAUUCAUGGGUGUGUGUAACUGGCUUAACAAGCUCUUAGGUUUUGGGUAAGGCUGGAUCCAGGCUCUCAACAUGGGAUCUGGACUCCCGUUGUGGUGCCCAUGCAGGAACCAAUUCUACUAUUGGUAUGAAUAGGCCCAGAAUCCCUAGGCCAAGGGGCUGGGUUUACAAGUAUAGGCACUGUCACUUUGAUGCAAGCUCAGUAAUGGUAGGACAAGAAGAACAAGGACAGGCUCCCACAUUAACCUCAGUCUCAAGCAGAGGUCAGUGGAAAAGGGGUGUCCUGGGAAGCACCCUCCCCCUCGAUCUGGACCUGUCACAGCCCUACUGGCACUGUUGCGUCUCAGGUACAGGAACAGAACACAUGAUUAUGUACCCUGUGGGAGGGUAUGUGCUCAGUGUGCAUAUAUGGGGUGACAGUGACUGGAGGGAGACAUUCUCAAAGCUACGUGGUCUCAUGUCACUAAGUGUUUACCACUGAGGGCUGUUUACAGUGUUCUCAAUGCUCUUAAAGAAUUUCUAGCUUGUCUGUCAAACCUAAGUGCUACUCUAGAAGUAUUUUGGGAUAAGCUAUCUUGGUGGUGUUUGUACCUUUAUUGCCUAGUGAAUGAGAAGGCUUUCCCUAGGGAGAAGCUAGACCUGUUGAUUAUAGAGAGGAAGGUCUACUGGGCCACAUUCAGCCAGAGGCAUUGGGUAAGCAACCUCAGGUGCCCCACCCAGCGUGCUCCAGCUAAAAUAGUCUUACAACUAAGGGAAUUUCUUGGUCCUGUAUCUGGGAUGACUGGGCAAGGGUCUUGUUUAGGCAUGGCUGGAUCCAGGAGGUCAGUGUCUCCAGGCCUCUCAGCUGCACCCAGAUCUCUCGAUGCUGUGUUCAUUUUCACAUUGGCCUCAUUCUUUCUCCCACUUGGGGAGAAAGGGGGUUGCCAGCAGCCCCAAAUCUGUCUCCACAGGGCUUGUAGUUUCUAAGAUGGAGAAAGGUACUUUCUCAUUGAAGAUAUGGAAGGUUCUGAUGGGCUGUUUGGGCACAUGUGGAGUACUUGACAACAGGGCCAAUGGGCUGGGAUCCUUGAUUGAAAUUCCCUGCAGGAGGGACAGGGAACUGGAAAGACUUCCUUCAUGGACAGGGGGAGCCGGGCUUCACCCCCAACUGAGAGAGGUCCACAGCAGAGUCUGCUUGUUGCUCUGUGGUCAGGUCUCUAAAAUCCACACAAAGAAUUGUCACAGGCUGCUUUGCCUCAGGGACCUUGCAGUGAAAACCAGCAUAGGAGGGGCUGUCAGGCUUCAGUCUUUUAAGUUUCCCCAGACCGAGGACCUGGAAGCAGCCUGGCUGGGUUUCUCUCUCCAUCUCAUUCAUCACUUCAACCUGGCCAGGUCAGAACCAUCGAGAGCACCAUGGUGUUUAGAGUGUUUAGGAGCCCGGGUAUGGGAUUUAGACUGGGGUUCAAAACCCAGCCUUCCUCUUAUAGCUGUGUAACCUCGAAUGACUUAACCUCUUAGUGCCUUAGUCUCCUCAUUUGUAAAAUGGGGAUAGCAGCACCUACCUCACUGGGUUGCAAUGGAACAAAAUGAGAAUGGCUGCAGAGUCUUUAGCACAAUGUCUUACACACAGAAAGCAGUCAAUAAAGGUCUGUGGUAAUUGUGA